Messenger RNA from Monosiga brevicollis MX1, 2931 nucleotides. RefSeq lists its product as uncharacterized. Gene Ontology annotation, biological process: centriole elongation; cilium assembly. Gene Ontology annotation, molecular function: tubulin binding. Bases 1 to 2931 code for a protein of 976 amino acids. Gene Ontology annotation, cellular component: centrosome; centriole; nucleus. The record is from RefSeq and is a predicted model, not a curated record. The transcript is spliced from 10 exons. NCBI's taxonomy places the organism in Eukaryota, Choanoflagellata, Craspedida, Salpingoecidae.
AUGCGCCUUCGCCUGCCCUAUAGCUAUGGCCUGAAAAAGCCUCGGGCGUUUGACCAGGACCAGAUGGCUGCCAAGGUCGAGCCUGUCAAGCCCUGGAAGAAAAAAGGCAACAAGACUCAUCAAUCUACCGCCCCGACCUCCGCGGGCCCCAGCAAUUCUGCGCCAUCUCAGCGCCAGCGCACUGCCCAAUUAUCUGCACGCCAAACACGUGAGCCCCGUCCUCAACAGCAAACAGCCAUGGACACCAACGAUCACUCUGAAACAUUGGCCAGCCCGGCCUAUCGCGCAAAGCGAAACGAAAACGAAGAUGAGGACGAUGAGGAUGAUGAUUUUCAGGAUUAUGCCGAUCCUUUUGGAGCGCCAGAACCAACCUCAAUGCGUCCACAACAUCCCUCAACGACAACGGCGCUGGGUCCCCCUGUGCGUAAGCAACCGCCAAUUAAAAUCCAACACCUCGCCCUGAGCCCCCCCCGAACAUCUCGCCCAACGGUAUCCGCAGCAAGAGCAGCAGCUAGCCCGAACAAAGCAUCUCCUUCCCGAGCCCUGCUUGACCCGGCUGCUGCUCCAAGCCUGGACGACACGGCUUCAGAAGCAUCUUUCUACUUGACCCGCUCCCAGUGGGAGCACCAGCGCGUCAUCGAUGAGAAUGAGCUCAUGGAGUUUGAGAGUUUGGAGCGCAUUCUGACUCCAGGAACAACCCCGACAAGCCGUCGCAAUGCGGCCCCAGUACGCUCAAUCGCCUCCAACCAACCCCUGCCGACCGAUCGACCGGCCUCGCACAAACACAUUCGCGUACGCGAGGCGGUCGUGGGCCAGAGUUCCAUCCACUCCCACUGGCCUGGCGAGGUUUCAGCCUUGCCCCCACCACACGACCAUCAUGCUUCCUUUGGCAGCUCAGCCCGUCUUGACUUGGAUUAUCAGGAGCUUUAUGCACAAGAAUUCCUCGUGGCCCGCCCUCCCGGCUCGCCUGCCCCUGCAACAGGAAGCACCUCAACGCGACGGCGCGUGGUCGCACUGCCCUCUCAGGUCGAACUUGAUGACGCUUCAGCCUGGAGUGAUAGUGACAUGCCCCUUGACCCUCUUGAAGAGGAUUGGAAACACGAUGCACCCUCCUCAACUGCAACCACCUUCCGAGAUCCGAAGCCUAAGCAGGGCAAAGCGUUGCAGUCUAACAUGGAGCACGCGCAGCAUUUGGAUGGCACGCCUAGUGAAACUGGCAGCGAGGAUACCUUGCACCCUGAUGAUGGGAGUGAUAUUGCUGAUGGCGAGGAGCAUGACGAAACAAGCCCGCCACCAGAAGCCCGUCAGACCACAACCUUUGCGCAAAGGCCGCAGUCGCGGCUUGUGGCCAAGUACUUUGGCGGUGCCGCAACCAAUAGCAGCAACCGUGCUCCAAGCAAACAUCCUACCCAGCAUGAAUCAGCUCCUGCCCCUUUGAGCGAGCAUAUCCCCACCCAGCCAGAGACCCAAUCACAUGCUUCCAGAAACACAGACGUGUCCCGCCCACCCUCCAAGUCGCAAACACAUGCUGAUGGUAUUGUGCAAGCCAAGAUUGAUGAGCUCAACGCUGAAAUUGCCUACUUCAAAGCUGAAAACUCACAGCUGCGCCAGCUGCGCCAGGAGCACGAUGAAGCUGUGGCUGCUCUACAGCGAGAGAUGACGGAAUUUCAAAAGAAACGCGAGCAGGACGAAGCAGACUUUGCUGAAGCCAAAGAGAGCGAGCUCAAGAAGUUGCGUCGAGAUCGCAAGAUGGUGGACGCACACCGUGAAGCACUGCGUGCUGCCCCGAGCCGUGAGGCCAAAGAGCUCAUUGCCACACUGGAGCAAGAAAAUCAAGAAUUGCGGGAACAACUCGAGCAGAACAAGCGGCGCCAUAAUCUAACUGUAUCUCGCUAUCAAGACCAGGUUCGGCGGCUCGAAGAGGAAUUAGCAACGGUGCGCGAUGAGCUCCAGCAAGUCGAGCUGGCACGCCUGGCGCUAGCACACCAAGACAACCGAAGCGUGCCGUCUACAACUGACAACCGCUCGAGUGGGCAUUUGUCCGCGAAGCAACGUACCCCGGCGCCUCAUAGCAAUUCCACCACGGUGAAGAUCCAGAACACGCGUGGACUAAAUGGUGCUCCUCACCUGCGCGAUAGCGGCAUGUCUCCCUCAUAUGAGCAAGGUGCCAUGUCGUCAGCUGAGAGUGCUGAUGAGUCUGAGGCCGACGUCUACAUAUACCACGUGGAACAACAGGCUGAGCUCCUGCCAUCAUCAGCUGAGAACAAGACAGUGGACGUACCCACGCUGAAUAACAGCAUACAUCAUCUAGCCCUAGACACUGAGAAGCACGAGGAUGGCCUUGAUGAAAUCAUUGGCUCUGAGAAGGCUGGUCGCCGUUCGGAGACGAUUUUGCCGGAUGGAACACAAGUCAUCGAGUUUCCCAACGGCACGGUCAAAAAGGUCUUUGCCGAUGGGCGCGUCCACGUGGCCUUUUUCAACGGCGAUACAAAGGAGACGCAUGCAGAUGGGCGUGUCGUUUAUUUCUACCAAGAGGCUGGAACAAAGCACACAACGCUGCCCAACGGAGACGAGAUCUACAAGUUCCAUACGGGACAGACGGAGCAUCAUCGCGGUGACGGCUCAAAACAAAUCUGCUUUGUUGACGGCACGAUCAAAGAGCUGUACGCCACAGGCGAGGAGGAGACUACUUUUACUGACGGCACGAUUCAACGCGUCCUCGUGGGGGGCGAUCGGAUCAUCGAUUUCCCUGACGGGCAACGCGAGAUUCAUACUUCAGAGUUUUCUCAGCGCCGCUACCCGGAUGGUACCAUCAAGAUUGUCUAUGUUGACGGGCGUCAGGAAACGCAGUACAGUAACGGCCGGGUCCGCAUCAAGGACGCUCUUGGCAAUGUUGUGGUGGAUAAGGUCCUCUCACAGCGGCGGAAAUAA